AUGGAAGAUGUCAAAGCAAAUUUAAUGAAGACAUAUACAGAGACAUGGAGACAGAUUAAUAGUGUUAAGCUUCUUCUUGAGAAAAAACAAGCCGAAUGUGAUGAAAUCCACAAGAAAAUGAAACUCGCUCAAGAAACUUAUGACUUAGCUAUGAAAAUCAAUCUUGCUGAUCUCGAAUCAGAAAUGCAUGUUAAGGAAAUGCUUGUUUUGAAAGCAGAAACACUUGCUGCACGUGAAAACUCUUUACAAAACAGUACUCCCGAAGCUCGUGAAAUUAACAGCAAGAUUGAACAAACAUUUGAUGAAGUCUAUAAGAUAGAAGCUGUUAUCACUCAAAGCAAAUCGGAUAUUUCUACUUAUCAGCAAGAUAUCGAAACAAUAGAAAAAGAACAUGUUGAAAAGCGUGAACAGUCGUCGAAGAAAAUUGCAUCCAUCUAUAAGAAUAUACAAAACCUUCGUGAAGAAGUUUCGCAGUUCAGAUCAAAUAAUCUUUCUAAUUUAAUUUCUGUUCAGAAUGACGAGCUGAACAAAGAGAUUGAAGUUCAAACAUCCCAAACAAUAUCAAUGCUAUUUACAGAAUUCUUUAAUUCCGCAAAUGCAGUUACAGAAGCCUUAAAGAAUCCAGAUUCAGCUUCCGAUGUUAUCAAAGCUGAAAUAGAAAAAUGCAAGAUUCUCGAGAGCAAGAUUCCGAAGCAUCAAGCCGAAAAAUCUUACGAUGACAUCAUGGAAAUGCAAGAAAAGACGAAUAUUCUUUUCCAACAGAUCAACUCAUUCGAAGACCAGAUCAAGCUUUCCAUCAAUGAUAUGAAAAAUGAAGAAGAACAUCAAGAUCAAUUAGCAAAUAACCUCAAAAUCGAACAAAGAAACAGCAAAGAGCUCAUGCAAAAGCUUGGUCUGCAAGAAACGAAAGUUACAAGGCUUGAACAGGAGAUAAAACAUCUGAAAGAAGAAGAUGCCACAAGAAAAGACACUGCUUUGGCAAAAUUAGAGCAAUUGAGAAUGGAUAUCCUCAAUAUUAUUGCAGAAAACAGAAAGAAAAUGGAUAAAAUCAAUCAAUUACGUUCUGGAAGCGCAUCCAAACUUAAAUUCAACAGCCCAAUCGAAAACCUCUGCAUGAGUAUCCAUGAACAAGCUCAGGAACUCAAUAAGGAAGUAGAAAGACUUACAAAUGAAGAGGAACAACUCAAAUCUGAACUUAACAAAUUGAACCUUGAGUAA
Molecule: messenger RNA, 1218 nt
Organism: Trichomonas vaginalis G3
Lineage: Eukaryota; Parabasalia; Trichomonadida; Trichomonadidae
Exons: 1
Coding region: 1-1218 (405 amino acids)
Source: RefSeq, a predicted model, not a curated record